GCCAUUAUAUCGCACUUGUACAAGAAAAUAAUGAUGCUGAUGAAUAAAAUUCACAUUUUCAUGCAUUUUAUUGCCGUGUCAUUAGGAUACACUGACAUGUAUCAAAUAGAUGACAGAAAAGGUUUUGGUAGACGCUUUGACGGAAUAGGAGGGAUUAGUGGAGGAGGGGCGACAUCCAAGCUGUUAAUAAAUUAUCCUGAGCCACAGAGGAGUGAAAUUUUGGACUAUUUGUUUAAGCCGAACUUUGGUGCUUCUCUACAUAUCUUGAAAGUGGAGAUUGGAGGAGAUGGGCAAAGUACAGAUGGGACAGAAGCUUCGCACAUGCACAAUGCUGAUGAUGAAAACUAUCAGAGGGGAUAUGAAUGGUGGCUAAUGGUUGAAGCUAAAAAGAGAAACCCCGAUAUUAAGAUCUAUGGGUUACCAUGGAGUUUUCCUGGCUGGUUGAAUCCCAUGGGUGAGAGAAAUCCAUACAGGUUUCCAAAACUGACGGCUGGAUAUGUCAUUAAAUGGAUCAAAGGAGCUGCCAAGUUUUAUAAUGUUACUGUUGAUUAUAUAGGGAUUUGGAAUGAAAAAGAUUAUGAUAAGGUGUAUGUAAAGACAUUAAGGAAGGAAUUAGACAAGGCAGAUUUAGUGCAUGUAAAGAUAGUAGCUCCAGAUGCCCCGCAUAUAAAUGACUGGCAGAUUUCAGCAGACAUCCUGAAAGACCCGGAGCUUGCUGCUGCUGUAGAAUUUAUAGGGUCACAUUAUCCAGGGACAAUCACCACAAAGGAUGGUAUAAAGACAGGCAAACCUUUAUGGGCUUCUGAGGAUUACAGUACUUUUAAUGACCUUGUCGGUGGAGGGUGCUGGGCUAGGAUUCUAAAUCAGAACUUUGUGAAUGGAAACAUCACUGCGACUAUAUCUUGGAACUUGAUUGCUGCGUAUUAUGACAGUUUACCAUACACAAGGGAUGGACUUAUGACUGCAGAGAGUCCAUGGUCAGGCAGUUAUGUUGUAGAAAGUCCUAUAUGGCUUGGAGCUCAUACAACACAGUUUACACAGAUUGGUUGGAAUUAUUAUCGUCAUGGUUACGGUAGUGGCCAUUUUGUUUAUGGAGGAAGUUACGUGUCUCUUGCUAGUCCUGAUGGGAAACAUCUCACAAUUAUCAUAGAAACUAUGAGUCACGACCAUUCAAAAUGUAUCCGACCACCACUUCCUCAGUAUAAUGUGAAGAAACAGACAGUCAAAUUCCAGAUCAAAGGACAAUUUGCUGGAAUCAACAUGUUACAGAUGUGGAAAAGUCAACUGAGAUUUGAUAACAUGCCAUCUACAUUCUUCAAGAAACUGAACCCAGUAAAGGUCAUUGAUGGAGAAUUCACACUUGACCUAGAUAUAGAUGAUGUCAUCACCUUGACAACAUUGAACACUGGUAACAAAGGAAGUCACCCCUCCCCACCUCCUGUCAAAGAUUUUCCACUACCGUAUAUGGAGAAUUUUGAAAAGUACAAUGAACAUGAAGAACCAUAUAACUUUGCUCAGCAAACCGGGUCAUUUGAAGUGAUUGACCUUGGUGAAGGUCACGGAAAGGUCAUGAGACAAAUGGUGACCCAGAUUCCAAUAUAUUGGUGUGCUGCUGAAAAGUUGAACUUUGCAACAAACUAUAUAGGCUCCCAGAAAUGGUCAGACAUCUAUGUGCAGGUUGAUGCAAAACUUGGUGACACAAAUUCUACGGAUGGAUAUUUUGUUGCAGCACGUAUAUUUGAAGGAGGGUGUAAACUGAUAGAUUCAACGGGUAUCUUCUUCUUCGUCUACCCAGAAUCCCAGAGAUUUGUUGUCACUGGUAAUAUAGCUCAGUCAGUCAUUCAUAAACUUGGACCAACAGGAAAACUAAAUGUGAAAGGUUGGAACACUCUAAGUCUUCUUAUAAAGGAUGGCUCUGCAGUUGGUUCAAUAAAUGAUAAAUUUUUGUUUAACAUCACUGUAGCUGACUUUAAGACUCAUGGGUUCGCUGGUGUAGGAACAUCAUCAUGGGGGAUAGCAGAUUUUGACAACUUUGUUCUUCGAAACGCUAAAGAAGGCGAAAAAAUUAUGAAUAAAAUGAAAAGAGACUAAAAUUGAUAGAAAUUUGCAAGUUUUUCUUGACCAAUUUUGGUUAAAUCAUCAAAGAAUAAUGUGAUACUUGGACUUAUCUCGAAUAUAUUUUAAAACAUUUUUGGGGCAUUUUUACAUUAUGAUAAAUUGAACUUUUACAUACUGUGAUAAAGUUCUAUAACUUGGACAUGAUUGAUUAUUGAUAAAAAUUCUAGCUAUAUUUUUUAGGAUCAACUUUGAAUGUUGCAUGUUAAUUCAGAAUUUGAAAGAAAGAUGUUUGUACAUAAUUUAUUAUAAACAUUGUUAUUGUAUUAGUUUAUGCAAGAAAAUAUUUUUACUUUUUUAUCAAAUAAUGUUUAGGGGGUUCUAUGCUUUACAGGUGUUCUAUGCAAAAUAUUAUGAAAAUUGUGUAUGUAGAUCUAUGCUUUUGUUUUGUCACAUGUGUUUACAUGUCAUUAUUUGAUAAAUUUACCAGAAUUAUGGUUUAAUGUAAGCUAGACAAUAAGUUCUUCUUGUCUAUUAUACAUAUUUUGUUAAUUUUAAUUAAGCAACUUUUAAGUUAAUGUUUUUUAAUUAGAAAAAUCCCAUUUUGUCAUUAGUUGUUUGGAUAUAGUUUUGUGACCAGUUUAUGAUUAUUUUGUUUAAGAAAGCACUAAAUAUGUAUUUUUUUUUACAAUUGUUACAAUAUAGUUGUAUUUUUUACAUAUACAUUCCACCAUUGAGAUUAGUGUAUCCAAAGAAAUUGUGUAUAUAUAUGUUGUUUAAACAUUUUUUCAAUAAGUAUUUUUCAGUAAGAUCUGUUGUAUUAUUUUGUACUUUGUUACACAAAACCUACCGUAAUUAAAAGGUAUUUUCUUUUAGAACAGUUUUAUGUUCCGGAACAGUUUGGAGAAUAGGAAGAGUUCUUUUUGGACCAUUAUAUUAUGAAAUCCAAACCUUUAAAGCGGCCUUCAUCUUUUAUUUUGGAAAAGAAAUCAGUGUUGUUUCAAACUAAGUAUUCAAUAAUUUUAUCUUGGAAAAGUGCAUCAUAUCACUGUUAAGCCUUCUUCAAAACAGCUUCGAGAGAGUUAUUUAUUACCACAAGUGAUGUUCGUUUCUGAAAAUAGAAGAUCUGGAAACAAAUCAUCGGGUUAACUAAUUUACAUAUAGAGAGUAAACCAGUAGAUUAGAGGUAUCGAGGGGUUUCCUUAUUGUUUAUGUAUUUUCUUGGUGGCAACUUUCAUUUUCCACCUUAAAUCUUUUGAUUUAUCAAUUAUUUGAAACAAUUUAUCUAAAAACAACAUAUUUGACCUUGAGAAAAGAUGAAGACUGCUUUAAUGUCUCACUGUUUAUAUAUUUAUAUAUGAGCCGCGUCGCGACAAAACCAACAUAAUGGGUUUGCAAACAACAUGGAUCCAGACCAGCCUGCGCAUCAGGCUGAUCAGGAUCCAUGUUGUUCGCUAUCAGUUUCUCUACUUGUAAUAGGGUUGGUAAGCGAACAGCAUGGAUCCAGACCAGCCUGUGCAUCCGUGCAGUCUGAUCAGGAUCCAUGCUGUUCGCUAUCAGUUACUCUACUUGUAAUAGGGUUGGUAAGCGAACAGCAUGGAUCCUGAUCAGACUGCGCGAUGCGCAGGCUGGUCUGGAUCCAUGCUGGUCACAAACGCACUAUGUUGGUUUUGUCGUGACGCGGCUCAUAUUAUUUAAAUAUGAUGAAUCUCAAGUUUGUAGUCAUAAUUGAUCUUUUUCUUUGAAAUGUACCUUGGAAUUAGUACCUGUUUUAUUUGUUUACAAUAUAUAGCAUUAACAAAUGCAUAAUUGUGUUUAUAGCUUAUAGCUAGUUUUUUCACCAUUAUUGGAGAAGGUAUUAUGUUAGUAACAUAUGGCUUGAAGGGUAAAUUAUUAGGAUCUAAUAACAGUUUUUUUUUUCGCACCUUUUCUUAUAGAUUUAUUAGGAGCUUGUAAUGGAAUGGAUUGUGAAUGUUUAGUUUGUGUUCUUUUAUUUUUAAGCAUUUACUAUGUAAAUUGGUCAAGACGGCACAGCACCCUGACCUAUUGAAGUUGGUGAAUGCUUGGCCAAUUUAAUUUGUUGAAUGUUUACUGAUGAAAACUUUCAUUUUAGUGUUCACAAUUAUUUUCUUAGUAAAAAAUAUACUAGACUGAUAGUGAGGGAAUUUACAAAAUAAAAAUGUGGUAUGAUUCAUCUGAAAUACUGCAAUCCUAUUGGACAAAAGAUAAUUUCAAACACUAACUUUAAUUAAGAUGAUAUUUGUACCAAAUAAUUCUUUCCUAACAAAAGUAUAGCACUGUUAAUGGUUUAUUAUGCAUGUAUAAAACAAAUCAACAUUUUGUUGUUUUCUGAAAAGAAAGGUAAUUGAAUAGUCAACAACAUGCUAUGAAUUGAAAUAAUCAUCACCAUUGUUAUUGUCAUGACAAGAGGUACCAAACAAUACCUGUGACACAAUACUUAUUAUAAAUAUAUCCUGAUAAUUGUACAUUACAAAAAAUGCUUAUUUCAAAAACUUAAUAAUACUACUCAUCCAUGGUCAUUAUAGGAAGUACUACAAAAUGAUAUAUCUGUGUGUUUACAAGUAGAUCUAGUAUUACUGGUGUAAUGGCACUGAUAUUAGCCGUGCAAUAGCUUUGUUUUAGCCACUCAUUUUGCUUUUAAGAUCCACUCUACUUCAAUAAUUAAAGUUCUAAAGUAAAAUAAUAUAAGGAUCUUUCCCCGGCAACCAAACAGAUUGGAAUAUCUAGGUAACUGUUUAAGGCAGUAAAGAGGCUCUGUCCAGUUUCGGCUAAACAGUUACCCCAAGAGAUAGUUAUUUCCAUCUGUGAAGACAAUUGGUGUUUGAUUAUUUUCUUGCAUAUUACAUAUUAAAUAAUAUUUUGGACAGAAAUCAUGUAAACUAAUAUUUUCAUUUUGCACUUAUUUCUUAUAGAAGCAUAUGAAUUUACAACUUCUUUCAUAAAGGAAAAGAAAUGAUGUCAUCCUAUGAAUGCAAUUCAUUCAUAAAAGGAGACCCUGAAUGACGUCAUUUAAAGACAGAUUUUUCUAGCACCAGUGAAAACAGUACAUAAUUCUGUCUGAUAUGCAAGAAUACAGCGUUUCUUCUAUUUUCCUUUUAUCCUGUGCUAAAACCAACGUCUUUUGUCUAUGUUUGUGCAAUAUUUUGUUUAUUAUGUAUUAGAGACUAGUAAUAUACAUUUAUAUAUAGAUAAAAAUAUGUAAAAACUGGGUUGUAUGUCAUAUAAAUGUUUAAGGAUAAAAGAAGAAAUCCAUUUAGAUUUGUUUAUUAUAAUGGGAUCUAUAUUUUUGUAUAUGAAAUACUCAAGACUUUUGAGAGAAAUAAACAUACUCAUAUAACAGAA
Molecule: messenger RNA, 5418 nt
Organism: Ruditapes philippinarum (Manila clam)
Lineage: Eukaryota; Metazoa; Mollusca; Bivalvia; Venerida; Veneridae
Product: galactocerebrosidase-like
Exons: 18
Coding region: 31-2091 (686 amino acids)
Biological process (GO): galactosylceramide catabolic process
Cellular component (GO): lysosome
Molecular function (GO): galactosylceramidase activity
Source: RefSeq, a predicted model, not a curated record